AUGACCUCUCAGGACGGCGCUCUCCGACUUCAGUAUCACUUCGACCUCCCCUUCCUCAACCCGGCCCUCCUGAGCGGGGCCCUCCUCGCCCCUGGCGUGAGCACUCGCGAAGGGAACAAAGCGUUCGGUCUGCUCGGCGGCACAGCGUUACAGCUGUAUUUGCAGGUAGAAGGGCUCAAGCGGGAGAUGAACGUGGAGCAAAUCUCGCAGGCGAUGUCGCAAGUCGCUGGAAAGAGGAACCUCGCGCAGCGCGGUUUCGAUCUGGGCAUUGACAAGUGGAUACGCAAUAAUCCGUCGCAGGGUAGCUAUAUCUCGGAUAAGCUGAUGGCGACGACCAUGGAGGCGAUUGUGGGCGCUUACUUCGAAGACCAGGGGAGGACAUUUGCAGCGUUGGAGAAGAUCGUCCGUGUGCUGGGCUUGGGGUGGCCGGAGAGGGAGUAG
Molecule: messenger RNA, 441 nt
Organism: Aspergillus nidulans FGSC A4
Lineage: Eukaryota; Fungi; Ascomycota; Eurotiomycetes; Eurotiales; Aspergillaceae
Exons: 2
Coding region: 1-441 (146 amino acids)
Biological process (GO): RNA processing
Molecular function (GO): ribonuclease III activity
Source: RefSeq, a predicted model, not a curated record